GGGUGUGCAGGAAAAUCGUGCCCAGGCUCCCUAAACCGGGCACGAUGAGGGUUGCAAGUGUCAUCUUAUUGCUCCUAGGAUGUCUGGUCAAUUUCUCUGACGGACAAUCCGGACGUUUCAGCUGCUACGACGAGCAGCGAAGGGCAAGACGUUGCAUGCCGUCGUUCGAAAACGCUGCUUUUCGUUUGCCCGUCGACGCGACCAACACGUGUGGAAUUAGUAAAGUGACAGAAUAUUGUCUUCAGACUGGAGUGACCGGGGCCACGAAGUCAUGCCAGUACUGCGACGCCAGGGUGCCCAAUCUGGCCCACCCUGCAGAGCAUAUGACGGAUUUCAACACCCAUUUAAACUGGACUUGGUGGCAGAGUGAAACAAUGUUAGAGGGAGUCCAGUAUCCGAACACAGUCAACUUAACACUACAUCUGAAAAAAGCCUAUGAUAUCACAUAUGUAAGGAUUCGCUUCCACUCGAGCCGUCCUGAGAGUUUUGCCAUCUACAAGAAAACAAGGGAAGACAGUGGGUGGGAGCCUUUCCAGUUCUAUAGUGCUUCCUGUGAAUCUACCUUCAGCAUGGGAACGGACCAGGUUAUUCGCCGUGGUAACGAAGCGCGGGCGAUAUGUACCGAUGAUUACAGUGACAUCUCCCCAUUGACGGGAGGGACGGUGGCCUUCAGUACCUUAGUGGGACGACCCAGUGCUUAUGACUUCGACAACAGCCCAGAACUUCAGGAAUGGGUAACGGCCUCAAAGAUCAUGAUAGUGCUGACUCGACUCAACACAUUUGGAGACGAAGUGUUCGAGGACCCACAGGUGCUGAAAUCCUACUUCUAUGCCAUCUCAGAUUUGGCUGUCGGCGCCAGGUGUAAAUGUAAUGGCCAUGCCAGCGAGUGUAUCAGCCAGACCGGUCAGGGUCUGGAGGAUCGUCUUGUGUGUAAAUGUGAACACAACACCAUGGGGCCAGACUGCGGCCAGUGUCUGCCCUUCUACAACGACAGACCCUGGCGAGUAGCCACCACCACAGAUGCAUUUGAAUGCCAACCGUGCGAGUGUAACAACCGAGCUACUGAGUGUUACUUCGAUGAGGAACUCUACCGGCGCACAGGACGGGGAGGCUACUGCAAAGAUUGCCGGGACAACACUGCGGGGGCGAACUGCGAGCUGUGUAAGCGGAAUCACUUCCGUCGCCCUGCGGAUGACAGGUGUACUGAUUGCCAGUGUAAUGAAAUAGGUUCUGUCACGUUACAGUGCGACGCUCUGGGACGUUGUCGUUGUAAGCCGGGAGUGACGGGUGACAAGUGUGACCGGUGUCAGACGAACUACUACAGCUUUGGGCCUCAGGGAUGCAGAUCCUGUGCCUGUGUGGAGGCUGGUUCCCUUGACAACAACCCUCGCUGCUCUCCUGACACAGGGGAUUGUUCCUGUAAGGAUAAUGUGGAGGGGCAGGACUGUGACAGAUGUAAGCCCGGAUACUUUGGCCUGUCCUACAACAACCCGUUUGGUUGUGAGGCUUGUUUCUGCUACGGCCAUUCAUCCAUCUGUAACUCGGCUGCAGGAUACUACUCCAGGAUCAUAGAGUCAAACUUUGAAAAUGGUAAGGACAGGUGGGAGGGUACGGACAGACAGCACAAUAAGAUCUCCACACAGUACAGCCUUACCAAGGAGCUGGGCAUAUCCUCCGAUGGUCAAGAAGCAGCCUACUUCAGGGCACCACCGCGUUACCUAGGUGACCAGCGAUUCAGCUACAACCAGUAUUUGCGAUUCACGUUGAGAAUUGGGGAAGAGCAGGCUGUCAGGGCGUCCAUUUUGGAUGUUGUGCUGGAAGGAAAUGGACAGACGCUGUCCAUUCCCAUCUUUGGGCAGGGGAAUUCCCUACCCAAGGUCACAAGGCAGAACUACCAGUUCCGCUUGCACGAGCACACCAAUUACCAGUGGACACCUCGCCUCAAAGCUCAAGACUUUGUGGCAAUCCUGUCCAAUCUGACAGAUCUGAAGAUCAGGGGGACAUACACACCAGGAGGAGUUGGGUUCAUAGAUGACAUUCAGCUGGAUACAGCGCGGCGAGGAUUUAAUGGAGGCGAGGAGGCAGGGUGGGUUGAGCAGUGUACAUGCCCAGAGGGUUAUGUGGGGCAGUUUUGUGAGUCGUGUGCCCCAGGGUAUAGGCGUGAUCCAGCCAAUGGAGGACCUUUCGCAAAGUGUAUCCCCUGUAACUGUCAUGGCCACUCUGACGUCUGCGAGGUCAACACAGGACGCUGCAUCUGUGAGCACAACACUAUGGGUGGCAACUGUGAGCGCUGUGCAUCUGGUUAUUAUGGAAAUGCACUGCUGGGUAACCCUGACGACUGCCAGCGUUGUCCGUGCCCAGGGGGUGGUCCCUGUGUGGAGCUGGCCAAUGGCGAGGUUGUUUGUACAGAGUGCCGUGAAGGAUACACGGGCAGUCGCUGUGAGUUCUGUGCAGAUGGUUACUAUGGUGAUCCCACUGGUCGCUACGGUGCACCUCGGCAGUGUGAAAGAUGCAGUUGUAAUGACAACAUUGACCCCAAUGCUGUUGCUAACUGUAACAGGACCUCAGGAGAGUGUCUGAAAUGUAUCUACAACACAGCUGGAUUCUACUGUGAGAAAUGCCUGCCUGGUUACUAUGGCGAUGCACUGGUUUUGCCAAAAGGACAGUGUCAAUCAUGUAACUGUAACCCCCGGGGCACCCUUGUAGGAGAUCGUGACCAGGUUCUUAGCUGUGACCCCCUCACUGGCCAGUGCCCGUGUCUUCCCAACGUCCUUGGCAAGUUCUGCGACCGUUGUGAGGAUACUUACUGGAACCUUGAAAGUGGAACAGGUUGUGAGCCGUGCUUUUGCGACAGAAUUGGCUCUCUGAAUGGGACAUGUGAAACCCGUUCUGGACAGUGUAUCUGCAAAAAUGGCGUUGCAGGACGCAAAUGUGACCACUGCCGCAGCUACUUCUGGGGAUUCAACAGGGACGGGUGCAGAGAGUGUGCCUGUGAUCCUGAGGGCUCGUUUGACCUCCAGUGUGACGAGUACGGGAACUGCCCCUGUCGGCCAAGCGUUGGGGGUCGCCAGUGUGACCGGUGCGUGGAGAACAAGCACAACAUCACAGCCGGGUGUGUGGAUUGCGCCCCGUGUUACAACCUUGUCCAAGACCGUGUCAACUAUCACAGAGAGAAUCUGAGAAAACUGAACGACACGAUCAACCUGAUUGUCACGAAUCCUCAGAAAUUCAACAACACGGAGUUUGUGAAGCUGUUACGUGUUGUGAACUCUUCAGUCAUAACGCUCCUGAACGAUGCGAGGACUGCGAGCGGACAGCCAGGUGGAGAUGGUGGCAUGGGACGACAGUUGGAGGAGCUGCGCCGCUCUAUACGUGAUGUCCUGGGCCAAUGUGGGCGUAUCUCCCUCAUGGUGCGCGACGCGGCCUCUUCGUCGCAGCGCAGCAUCCGUGACAUAGACGCAGCGGAGGAGGCCAUAAACAGAGCGGAGAUCAUUCUGCUGAAUGCUGAACGUUACCUGCUUGAUGAGGGCAGUGAGGCGCUGAAGAGAGCUAAAGACGCUGUCAAGAUAUUCGGUGACCAGUCCUCUGAAAUGAAAGUGAUUGCAGAAAGAGCCCAGCGGGAAGCCAAAAGACAGAUGAUGGAAGCAGACAGGAUAGACAUGGUAGCCAACGAGGCCCUGAACACGUCGCGAGAAGCACUGGAGCUGGCCAUGCAGGCUCUGAACAUGCCAGGCAACAUACAGAUAGAGAUACAGCGUCUCAGACAAGAGUAUGGUGAUGCUGACCGCUUGUUUAAACAGACGCGUAUCUACGCAGACAGUGCACGCAGCCUGUCCCAAAGGGCCUAUCAGGAGGCUCUAGAUCUCUAUGCAGAGGCCAACGCCUUACAGAUCCCUGGGGCAGACGUGACACUGCUGACAGAGGACUCGGAACUCAUCAAAACUGAGUCUCAGCAAAUCAAAACACGUGCAGAAGAGCUGAUGGACAAGAACAGGAACCUGAUGGAGGAUGUGAGACAGCAGAAGUUGGAGGCUGAGGCUUUGCUGUCUUCUGGUAUACGACAACAACAGAGAGCAGAUGAACUGUUGGCUGAAGCUGAUGCGGCUAGGGCCAAAGCACGAGAGGCAGUCAGUCUGGGAGAAGACACCCUGGAGGAUGCCAAUGUUACUCUCAACAUUUUACUGAAAUUUGACAAGAAGGUUUCCGAGAGCAAAGAUGAGGCAGUGAAUGCCCUGGGACAAGUCAGUGUCAUCGAGCAACUAAUUCGUGAGGCAGAGAGGAAGUCAUCGGAGGCAAGAAAUGCCCUGAGUGGCGCCGAAACUGACGCCAACAUAGCCUAUGACCUUGCUGAACAAGCCAAAGAGACAGCUUACAACGCCUCAAAUGAAGCCAGCCGUAUCCGUGGCGACUCGGAGAGCACCAAGACAAGGGCGUCAGAUCUGAAAGACAGAGCUGACGAGAUCGCUGGAAACGUCAAGAUUGCCAAUGAGAGUAUUGUGCAGUUUGAAAGUCAGGCAUCAGAUGAUGAGAGACUGGCCCAAGAGGCAUUGGAAAAGGCUAACCAGGCCAAAAUUAUAGCCCAGGAUGCCUCCAGCAAAGUUCAGGGAGCACUGCAGACUGUGAAUGAUAUCCUGAAGAUUCUUGGUCAACAAGAGGACGUGGACAUAGCCAAACUAGAGGAACUGGAGAGAGAUUUGGAUGACGUAGAGCAGCAGAUCAAGGAUGCUGAUUUGGACGCCCAGUACAACGAACUGAAAUUGGCCAAAGAACAGCAGACGAUUCUCGUCCAGGAGUUCCGCGUUGACUUAGAAAAGUUAAGGAGGGACGUGAACAACAUCGAGGAGAUCAAAAACAAACUGCCAGAAGGUUGCUUUAAACGGGAGCGACUAGAAACCGAAAUUGUAGGUCGCUAGCAGUAGCCCCGUGCUGCACUCUAGCACAAGAUAACAGUAUAUUUUGUAUAAGGGGGAAAACUCUAUGUUUUCUGGGAUAUGUACAUAGAUGUGUAGGGACAGCUGUCAAGGCAGGGCCCGCUAGCGCUUAUUCUCUUGCAACGGGUGACAGGCCUUCGAAGUGUUUAACCAGGUAACCCCUUAAAGGUCGUCCACGUUUGUCAAUGUAGGGUGGAAGCAUUAGCAUUUUACACGUCUGGAUCUACUUCCACUUCUCCAGUUCCUAUUCCUCAUUUUGUGGAUUUGAACCUCUAACCAUUCCAAGCGUAGCUGUCUUGAGUUAUUUUGUUUUCGUGGACUUCUGGCUUUGUUUGCGAUGAAUAUUUCAUGUUUCAAAUAAACCCACAUGUCGUACAAUCCUUCUAGACCAUAUUUUAUGGACAGUUAGAAAAGCAAUCAGUCAUUUGUGUCUGCCAAAUUUGAUCACAAAAACAUCCAAGGGAUAAAUUCCUGUUGAUGAUAGACCUAUACUUAAAUAAGUAUUUAUUGAACUUACAUAACUGUUGGUUGUUAAAAAGCUGAUUUCUCAAUACAAUGCUUCAUUGCUUCAAAGUAGCCUGGUAGAUAUGAGAGAGAACUUCGGGUGUCCUGGUUUGACAGCUCCACAGAGGGGUGGGGACAAACCCUGUGUUAGUUAGACAUAUACAUAUUAAAGUUUGGUGUGUUUGUCAGCCUGUAUGUGUGUACGUCCAUGUGUUCAGUGUCACAUACAUGUACAUGUAACUGUGUUAAAACGACAAAAAUCAACUAAACGAAACCACGACCUCAUAUUUAUUUUACAUAACCCGAAUAUGAUUUCUGUACCUUACCUAGUCUCAUGUUACUUUAUAUCCUAUUCAAUUCAAACUCCACCCAACCAGUCAAUCACUCAAUCACCCAAACAAUCAUAUUCAGUUGUCUUCAUCAUUCGACAAGUAGAUCUGAUUAAUUAUUUGUCUAUCUUUUUUUCGUGAAGUCACCGAUAUUAUAUCGGUUGAUUGCGUCUGGUUGGUAAAUACUUCUUUGUUGGUGGCGUUCUAAACUGUUGCGUAUAUGUACAUGUAGCCUACAUUAAACUUAAUUACAAUGAGUUUAAGCAAAAGGGUCCAGAAAAUUUGUGAUGUUCUUUUUGGUGAAAUUAGCUCAUGUAAUUUCGUUUGUGAAGAAUCCAUUGUGGGGGUAAAUAAUGUAGAUUCUUAAGGAUUUUUUGUUAAACUGAUUUUAUGGAUACGAAAACAUUCGGAAGCAUCUUAUACAAAUUUAUUUUACGGAUCAAGCGAUAUUAUAAGACUGACUGGGGUCAGCGACCAGACUUCAUCAAGUGUUUAUCAUUUUGACAAGAAUGAUUCGGUAAAUCUGUGUCAAGGCAUUCUCCAUGUAAACAGAAAUGUUUCCUAAUGAAUCGUGCGUUAUGGCUUUUACACCAAACUGAUUUUUGCAAAAGCAUGAAUGGUCCAUUGCGGAUAGCUUCCUUUUAUGUCAGUAUAUCAACGAGAUUGUCCUCCUCUAAGGAAUAAUUUACAACUCAUUAGUGGCCCUAGUAAAAAGCAGUUUAAACAUGUUUUGUUGGUGGCUGAAAGUAGUGCUUACAUAAGUGCCAAAUAUAAAACCAUUGUCCCUCGGAUGGGUUGAGGAAUGAAUUUCUCUCGAGCCGAAGGGUAAAAAAGGCCUUUCCGUUGCUAAAUGUUGUUUGAUUCUAGAAACAUGUCCACAAAGUUGAGAUUUGGGAAAUCAAGAGGAAAAUUUAACUCUUCAGUUCAAGCCCAGGAAUGAAAAAAAUUGUUGGAAAGUUUCGAAAGACAUCAAGAUCGGUACUUACGGGAUCAAGGCAUUGAAGAUGUUUUUACAUUGUUCAACGAGAAAGGCGCUUUUUUUUUACCUCCGUGCACAGGAGAAUAUUUCAUCAACCUGUAUAUAGACCUCAAAUACCUCAUGCACUUUACGGAACACCUAAACAGGUAAACUUACUGUGAUUUGGAUAGUGUUUUAUUUGUUCCUUUAAACUUGUGUUAAAGACGUGCCAGUUCAGCUUACAAGUUCGCUUGAAACGAAGAUUUUUCCACUGUAUAUAUCAUGUAUUGUACUUCACUGUGGAUAGCUAUCAUCCCCGUGACCUUGUCAUCAAUGAGGUACAUUUUCCCAUGCAAUGGCGACUCGGGUCCAAGCUGGAUGAACCACCGGUUUAAUGUAAUACAUGAGUAUUAUGUUACCAGAUUGCCCAUAAAAAUGGUCAAGGCAAAGAGAGGAAUUUACAGUAGAGUGCAUAGCUACGUCCCGGGUUUAGGCGGGAAAUGUUCCUCAUUGCUGUACUGCUCGUAGGUUUAAAAUCACCCCAAGUGUACACUUGGAUUACUUACAGCGAUUAAACCUUUAAAGACUUUACAAGGUAGAUUAGUUAAAGUAUUCAUGCUGCACAGGAUUUUGUCGACGCUGUUGUCUUGUUUCGGGAUCUAAAUAUCCCACGUUGAAUGUUUCGUGUUCUUCUGAUACUCACAAGUUAAAAAACAGAAGCUCUCUCUGUUAUAUUUUCGUCAAAACACUUGUGGGUGGCUAAUGACGUAUUUAAACUCUAUGUUUAGGGCACUUCUUAGAAAUAAUAAUUUUUGUUUCGUGUGUUUGCACGUGUUUUAAUAUUUACUGUUUUAUAAACCUUCAUUAUGCAUCUAAAGUUAAUGAAAACAAAAAAGUGAAUGACAUGAGUGAAAAAAUCACUUCAGAGUGUACCCAAAGCUACCCUAUGUGUUUUUGUUAGAUUUUUUAAGAUUGUUUUGAGUGUACAAUCCAUUCUAAUGUUUGGAUUCCAGUUCAAAUACCCAGCAUUGCCAAUGUUGUCGAUCAAGCCCACCAUAGAAUUCAAGAGGUACACUAUUUUAUUUAGCUUCCGCAAAAUCUGAAAGAAAAAUUAUAAAGGUAGUUUUGGACGUAAAUGGUCUUGCCUCUUGACACCUUUGUUCCCUUUUACUUUAGCCAGUCAUAUAUGGACAUUAAUAAUCCACUGGAAAGCAUAUUGCGUCGCAUGUAUAUAUAAUAUUUACAGUGAGCAUUCAGAGCACAUUACCCUUUUUUGAAUGGGGUAUUUACUGUCACUUUACUAUGUUUCUGUGAAACUACAUGUAUUUACAUGCACAUGAUCCAGUGUGGACUAGAAUUUUACAAUUGCAUUUCGAUAGAUAAAUUUUAAAAUUUGGUAGCAUUUGUAUGUUGCAUAAUGUGAGGAACAGUUUCCAUAUAGAAAGACAUUUUUAGAAUUUUAAAAGUUGUUGUUUUUUUUUUUCUCUGAAAUCAGAAUUAGGCGAUAGAAGUAAACAGUUGUUUAUGGUAUGUAUAAUGCUGAAAAUUUUUACAUCAAUUCCCAGUGGUUGUUACGUCGUGUGGUGGCUAAAAUAUGUUUUAUUGGAAUGGCGAAGCAGAUUGUUUGGUGAUUCCUUAAUGUCUCCUUAUGCCUACUACACAGCUUCAAACUUAAGUUUUCUUCUUAGUAGUACCCAGUUAAUUGUAAUAGCUUUGUGUUUAUUAAAGAAUAUUAGUGUGUCAGAAAUA
Messenger RNA from Liolophura sinensis, 8471 nucleotides. RefSeq names its product laminin subunit gamma-1-like. NCBI's taxonomy places the organism in Eukaryota, Metazoa, Mollusca, Polyplacophora, Chitonida, Chitonidae. Gene Ontology annotation, cellular component: basement membrane. The record is from RefSeq and is a predicted model, not a curated record. The coding region runs from base 45 to 4913 and encodes 1622 amino acids. The transcript has 27 exons. Gene Ontology annotation, biological process: animal organ morphogenesis; axon guidance; tissue development.